Phascolarctos cinereus (koala) is the source of this 8429-nucleotide messenger RNA. Lineage: Eukaryota; Metazoa; Chordata; Mammalia; Diprotodontia; Phascolarctidae. The record is from RefSeq and is a predicted model, not a curated record.
UCCGCGCCCCGCGCCCGCACGAACGUUCGUCCGCGUCCCCCGCGGUCUCGUCAGCGGCAGCGGCGGCGGCGAGAGAGAGGCGAGGCGGCGCGUGGGCCGGCGGGCCGGCCAUGGAGGCGGACGGGGCCGGGGAGCAGAUGCGGCCGCUGCUGACCCGGCCCUUUUCAACCUCAGACCAUAAGAAUUUCUCCCAUGGUCUCCUGAUCUUCAUUGACAACUGCAAGAACCUUGUACUUCUCUCCUUUUGUUUGCAUAGAGGUAUACUGCAAAUAACUGCUCCCUGGUUGGUUUUAUCUGAGGGUCCUGAUGAAGAAGCAGUUGUGGAUCUUGGAAAAACCAGUUCAACCAUCAAUACCAAAUUUGAAAAGGAAGAACUAGAAAGCCAUCGAGCUGUAUAUAUUGGUGUACAUGUCCCAUUUAGUAAAGAAAGUCGCCGACGUCAUAGACAUCGUGGGCACAAGCAUCAUCAUCGAAGGAGAAAAGACAAAGAAUCCGAUAAAGAAGAUGGCCGUGAGUCUCCUUCUUAUGACACACCAUCCCAGCGUGUCCAGUUUAUUCUUGGUACUGAAGAUGAUGAUGAAGAGCACAUUCCCCACGACCUCUUCACUGAAAUGGAUGAACUUUGUUAUAGGGAUGGUGAAGAAUACGAGUGGAAGGAAACUGCUAGGUGGCUAAAAUUUGAAGAGGAUGUUGAAGAUGGUGGGGAUCGAUGGAGCAAGCCUUAUGUGGCGACCUUGUCUUUGCACAGUCUGUUUGAGCUGAGGAGCUGCAUCCUGAAUGGAACGGUUAUGCUGGAUAUGAGAGCAAGCACUCUGGAUGAAAUAGCAGAUAUGGUGCUGGACAACAUGAUUGCCUCUGGCCAGUUGGAUGAUUCGAUAAGAGAGAAUGUCAGGGAGGCUCUUUUGAAGAGACAUCAUCAUCAAAAUGAGAAAAGGUUCACGAGCCGGAUUCCCCUUGUGCGGUCUUUUGCAGAUAUAGGCAAGAAACAUUCUGAUCCUCACUUGCUUGAACGGAAUGGGGAAGGCCUUUCAGCCUCCCGCCACUCUUUACGAACAGGUCUAUCUGCUUCAAAUCUUUCACUGAGAGGAGAAUCACCUUUGUCCCUUCUCAGUCAUCUUCUUCCUUCUUCAAGAGCUGGGACUCCGGCAGCCUCAAGGUGUACAACCCCAGUACCCACCCCUCAAAACAGUCCACCCUCCAGUCCUAAAAUCAGUCGACUGGAUUCCAGAAGUUCUCAGCAGAGUCAGCUUCAGGUCCCAGAACUUCUGAUUUCAUCUGCCAGUGAUGAUAUCCCCACAGUAGUAAUUCAUCCACCUGAGGAAGAAUUAGAAGCACUGCAGUGCCAGGAGCAGAAGAAGGAGGAAAAUAUUGACCUAAGCCCAGGCGUUUUGGCAUCUCCACAGUCAGCACCUGGAAACUUGGACAGUAGCAAAAGUGGAGAAGCUAAAGGUAAUGGAACUGGAGGAAGCAGAGAGAAUAGUACUGUUGACUUCAGCAAGGUUGACAUGAAUUUCAUGAGGAAAAUUCCCACGGGAGCUGAAGCAUCCAAUGUUUUGGUGGGAGAAGUGGAUUUUUUGGAAAGGCCCAUCAUUGCAUUUGUGAGGCUGUCCCCAGCCGUCCUCCUUUCUGGCCUCACUGAGGUUCCAGUGCCCACCAGGUUUUUGUUUCUAUUACUGGGCCCUGCAGGCAAGGCGCCACAGUACCAUGAAAUUGGGAGAUCAAUAGCUACCCUCAUGACAGAUGAGAUUUUCCAUGAUGUUGCAUAUAAAGCAAAAGAUAGAAAUGACCUUCUUUCUGGAAUUGAUGAAUUUUUAGACCAAGUAACUGUUCUGCCUCCAGGAGAGUGGGACCCUUCUAUACGCAUUGAGCCACCAAAGAGUGUGCCUUCUCAGGAAAAGAGGAAGAUCCCUAUCUUUCCAAAUGGAUCUACACCUUCAUCAGGUGAGAUGCAGAAAGAGGAGGGCCAUCAUGCCGGACCAGAACUGCAGAGGACUGGCAGGCUUUUUGGUGGUUUGAUACUUGACAUCAAAAGGAAAGCACCUUUUUUCUUGAGUGACUUCAAGGAUGCAUUAAGCCUGCAGUGCCUGGCCUCGAUUCUUUUCCUAUACUGUGCCUGUAUGUCUCCUGUAAUCACUUUUGGAGGGCUCCUUGGAGAAGCUACAGAAGGCAGAAUAAGUGCAAUAGAAUCUCUUUUUGGAGCAUCGUUAACUGGGAUCGCCUAUUCAUUGUUUUCUGGGCAGCCACUUACAAUAUUAGGAAGUACAGGACCAGUUCUUGUAUUUGAAAAAAUAUUAUUUAAAUUCUGCAAAGAUUACAGUCUUUCCUAUCUAUCAUUACGGACCAGCAUUGGUCUCUGGACUUCCUUCUUGUGUGUUGUCUUGGUAGCAACAGAUGCAAGCAGCCUUGUGUGUUACAUCACUCGGUUUACCGAAGAAGCCUUCGCAGCUCUUAUUUGCAUCAUAUUUAUCUAUGAAGCAUUGGAAAAGCUCUUUCAUUUAGGAGAAGUCUAUGCUUUUAACAUGCACAAUGACCUAGACAAACUGACAUCCUAUUCAUGCUUGUGUACUGAGCCUCCAAAUCCUAGCAAUGAAACGCUCAAGAAAUGGAUCGCAAUGAAUCGGUCAUCACAGACAAUUUCAUGGGGCAACCUCACUGUUGAAGAAUGUAAACAGUAUCAUGGUGUCUUCCUGGGCCCAGCCUGUGGUCUUCAUGGGCCCUAUAUUCCUGAUGUGCUCUUCUGGUGUGUCAUCUUAUUCUUCACAACGUUUUUUCUCUCAUCAUUCCUGAAGCAAUUUAAGACCAAGCGUUAUUUUCCUACCAAGGUCCGAUCGACCAUCAGUGAUUUUGCUGUGUUUCUCACGAUAGUGACUAUGGUUGCCAUUGACUACCUUGUGGGUAUUCCUUCUCCUAAACUUCACGUUCCUGAAAAAUUUGAGCCUACUCAUAAAGAGAGGGGUUGGCUCAUCAGCCCACUGGGCGAUAACCCAUGGUGGACAUUAUUAAUAGCUGCUAUUCCAGCGCUGCUUUGUACUAUCCUCAUUUUCAUGGAUCAGCAAAUCACAGCAGUCAUCAUAAAUCGAAAGGAACAUAAGUUGAAGAAAGGAGCUGGAUAUCAUCUGGAUUUGCUCAUGGUUGGUGUGAUGUUGGGCGUUUGCUCAGUUAUGGGUCUACCAUGGUUUGUGGCUGCGACAGUUCUGUCCAUAAGUCACGUAAACAGCUUAAAAGUUGAAUCUGAAUGUUCUGCUCCAGGUGAACAGCCUAAGUUUCUGGGAAUCCGGGAGCAGCGAGUAACAGGCUUACUAAUUUUUGUUCUGAUGGGCCUGUCUGUGUUCAUGACUUCUAUAUUAAAGUUUAUUCCAAUGCCAGUUCUCUAUGGUGUUUUUCUGUAUAUGGGAGUUUCUUCACUAAAAGGCAUUCAGUUUUUUGACCGCAUCAAAUUAUUUGGAAUGCCCGCUAAACAUCAGCCAGAUCUGAUCUAUCUGCGUUAUGUGCCGCUGUGGAAGGUCCACAUCUUUACAGUCAUUCAGCUUACCUGUUUAGUUCUCUUGUGGGUGAUAAAAGCUUCAGCUGCUGCGGUUGUUUUCCCCAUGAUGGUUCUUGCAUUGGUGUUUAUACGCAAACUAAUGGACUUGUGUUUUACCAAACGAGAACUGAGCUGGCUUGAUGAUCUCAUGCCAGAAAGUAAGAAAAAGAAAGAAGAUGACAAACAGAAGAAGGAAAAGGAGGAGGCUGAACGGCUGCUUCACGCCGAUGACAGUGACACUGUGCACCUUCCCUUUGAAGGCGGGAGUCUCCUGCAGAUUCCAGUGAAGGCCCUCAAGUACAGCGUUGAUCCUUCAGUUGUUAACAUAUCAGAUGAAAUGGCUAAAACCGCCCAGUGGAGAGCCCUUGCCAUGAGCACCGAGAGCACCAGAGCAUCCAGGCCGAGCAUGAGCUCUUUACAGCUCAUCCUUCCUUCUUCACCUUUCCUCUCAUCCUCCAGUCAACAUUUUGGCCCCAUUUGGACACCCCCUAGCCCAGAAAAACCAGUGAGUGUGAAAAUAAAUCUGGAAGAUGAACCUACAAGGAAAUAUGUGGAUGCUGAAACUUCGUUAUAGAACUAAACCAAGAAGAAUUAUGUUAUGUAUGUGUGUGCUGUGUGUUUGUAUAGACUGUUUUUGGCUACCAUACCACCAAAGUAUGACUCCGUGCUUUUGAAAGUGUUUGACUUGUAUGUUAUGAGCACAGUAAUGACUGUAUAUGUGAUGAGGUGGGUCUCUUGUGAGUAAGGUACAUAGUUAUUAAUUAUCCUUUGAAUAUUUAUUCUGUUAGAAAAAUUAUUUUCCAGUUUUGAAAUAGGAAGAUGUGGGAAAAGCAUAAGUGUAUUUUUUUCUUAAAAAAUCUGUAUGUGUACCAAAAGUUAAUCAACCUUAGUUUAUACUUGUCCAUGUAUUUAUUAUUGAGAGCUCUCUGUGAAUUUUAACCUGAGUUAUUUAAAAAUUUCACCUUUUCUCCAAUUACUGUUUUGAGUUUCAUGGAAGAAAGUGAAGCUUUUUUGUUGGUUUUUAUGAAACAAAACAUAGCAUGCCUGUUAGAUGACAAAUGGCAUCUUGGUUUUCCUCUGGUUUUGUGAGUUCUUUAUGCAGGUGGCCAUGUCGAUAUUCCCCAGAGAUGGAUUUUUAGCCAUAGAGGUAAAUGUGAAAUAUUUAUUAGAACAUUUGUAUUUAUGACCUUCAUUUUUUUUAAGAUAUAAAGAACAGUAACAACAACAAAAAAUCCAUCCUCUGUUUUCCAGUAUAAUACUCAAGUAAAAAUGUAGGUGAUUUUAAAAUAUAUUUUUACCCCCAUACCAGUGUUAGCUACUCUGUCUGCUCAUAAUGAUAUUUUAGACACUCUAAAACAACUAUUUUCAGUAGUUUGAAACAUAUUAGGCUUUACUGCGGUCUUUAUUUUUUUUUUUCAUGAAUCCUUGUGAUUACAGUAGAGCACCAUAUACCUGUUUGCUGUUCUCUUCUUUGUAUGUCAAAGUUAGGAAAACAUGUGAAAGACAUGUUCUCUCAUCCCAUAAAGCAUUUUUUGCUCUCAAUUUCUUAGAAUGUUUUAGUUUAGUAUCAGGUUCAAUUCUUGAUUAUUUUUCAUUUAAAAAGAAGUGUGGUUAAAUAAUCAGGAGUCAGAAUUCUGGAAUGGGUUUAUGAUCAGUAUUACUUUAUGGGCUCUUAAGAAUUACCUUGGAUUCUCUGUUUACAUUUCCAUUCUUUCCACUGUACAGAAUAUAUUUAAUACAGUGCUAACCUUGGUUUUGUUUCUAAACAUUUUAUUUAUUUUAAUUGGUGUAAAGAUUAAAUUCUGUACAAAAAUUUAAGGUAAUGCAUAUACAGUAGAGUAAAUGUGGUAAUGUAAAUAGUUGGGGCUCUCUUACAUUUAUGAUUAAUUCCCUGAAAGAAUACAGUUGACAGAUUUCACAGAUUUGAUAUUAAACACUGCCAUGUUAGUGUUUUUCAAGGAAAUUAAAUAUUUUAUGUAAAGCUCAGACUAUUGAUGACAUACCUACUUAUGAUUGGGAUUACUACUUUUUUUUUUCUUUGUCUUUUUAAGUUCCUUUUUAUCCACGCUAGUAAAUCUUCUUGGUCAUCUUUUAUAUAAUCUUUGUUUGGAGUUAACUCCUAACAUGAAAUGAAUAAAUAUUGUUGUUACUAAACCUGUAGGACUGGAUGAAUGGGGUUGCGCAACUGAUUUGGCAAAAGGAUAAUUCACAAAAACCAAACAUGUUUUACGUUAGUCUUGAAAGGUAUAAAAUGGUGGUAGUGACACAAAAAUCAAGCUCGAUCCGAUAGUCCGAGGCUUCUUUGUAAGGAAGGUGGGCUGUGGAGGAUAGAACUUGCAGCACAUCAGAAAUAAUGCUGUAGGAAUUGGCAGCCACAGUGAUUGAGUGAAAGUAUGUCUCAGACUAUCCAAAGCUUCUUGGUUGACUGCUAUUUAAUGCACAAACAAAAAUGCGUCUCUUUUAUUAUUUAGACAUUUUCUUCGGUGUGUUAUCUGUUUUUAGUUAAUACAGAAAAGUCAUAAGAAGGAUAAUUUUCACCUCAAAUGAAAGGUUAGAAAUGUAGAUUUUUUUUUUUAAAGAAAGCCACAUUGUCAGCAUUAGCUCAUAUCUCUUUUGGUCCUCCUGAAUAAGGGAGGAGUGCUUAUUACUCUGCCAUCAAUUGAUUUACAGAACGUUAUCCAUGGUGCUUGUAACUCACUGUGCUUCCAUUUAAAUAAUUCCUCUUUAUUUUCAACAGUAUAAUCAUUUACAGAGACCCAAAUAUUUGCUAUUCAUCUUAAAACUUUUUAAACAUCUUGUGUUGGGUGCUAGAAUUUCUUCAUAGCCUUCUGAACUUGGACACGGGACACCAAAGGGUUCAUAAUCCAGGCCAUUUUACUGGAGGUAAUUUUUAAAUUUAAAGGGAAAAUUACCCUGGGAUCAUAGUGUUUUAGUGAUUUUGUUUAAUUAUGUAAAGUAAUUACCUUGUGCCAGAAAAACCAUGAAUUUCAAAACACUUUACAUUCAAAAUAAUUUUUCUGUGUUCUUCAUAGUUGUUAUUUUCUUCUUCGUCUAAACUACUUUGACAAAUGAUAUGAUCUGAUACUAUUACUCCAUAAAAGACCAGUGGUAACUCAUGUUUAAGUAAUUUACUGCUUAAUUUACUUUAUUUUAAAUGUUAUUUCCUUCACUGUUUUAAAAAGAAAAAUGGAUGGAAUAUGCAUUCGAAGGCAGUGAAGGACAUGACUUGGUUUGUGUAGAUAAAAAUGUUGCCUUAAUGGGUGUAAAUGAGCAGUAGUAAUUACUAUGCACUGAUUUACUUCACGCUGCAAAACAAGUAAGCCAAUCUGUAGUCCAUUUUGAAAAUAAAGGAAAAGAAAUAAUCCAGCACUUUCUUGAUGCCAUUGGUUGCCAGGAAUGGAGCUUUUUGCUACUGACUCUACCUGGCUGCUCGAGCCACCUCAGGACAUUCCUCUCACUUCCCUCGAUUCUUUCUUCAUAGAUGUAGAAUGUGAUGAGAUCAGAUUUUGAACAACUGAGGUUUAGCUAUCUUCUGAACAGUCUUUCAUUCUUAAUUAACCAUACAAACUUUCUCAUCAUAAAAGGAUGAUUCUGUAUUUUAGUUUUAGUAGAUAUGCUGAAGUCAAUCAUUCACCCCCCCCCAACCGAUUUUUUGGGAGGGUGCAAGAUAGUUCUGGUCUUUUAAACUAUUGGUGGUUUUUUAUUUUUGGUAUGUUUUUAAGGAAGAAAAAAGCAGUGGCAUUCAAAAUGCUCAUACUUGCCAAGUCUUUGCAAAAUUUGUAGGAUUUAAUUUAAAUACACUAAUGCAGGUAUUUUAAAAAGUAUAUUUCUGUACCAGUCAAAAACAUCAGCCAAUUCAAUUAGCCAAACAUUUCCUCAAGCUCCAAAAUGCAUUUAUAUGUAUAUACAGUAACUUUCCCUUUUAUGGGGCAGGUUCGAAGUUCUGUUAAAAAUCUAUCUGAAAUUGAGGGCAUAAUAGGAGAGCUUGCUACUUUAAAGGGGGUUAUAUUGUGUACAUAAGUUCUGUAAAUGUGCUAAGCAAUUUAAAUGGUGAUAGUUUUUAAAUGCACAGAUUUCACAUGUUUAGGCCAUUAAUACCAGGAUGAUUCUAAUUCUCUUUUUAUGUUAGUUAAUUUAACAUUUUAAAUUACUCAUGUAGCUCACAUCUUAUGCAGUACAAAUGUGAAAGAUAUCUUUUGUUUUAUACCAACAAUAAUUUAUUUUCUAGAAAGUACAUUUAAGACUUCAGGGACAUUGGGAGUCUGGAAUAGUGUUCUAAAUGCAAAAAUUGUCUAGUGAUAUUUUAAUAUAAAGUGCUUUUAUUUGAUAACCUUUAAAAUAAGUGUCAAUUAUAGGAAAACCAUUAGUUUGAAUGGGAUAAAGAUUCUUUUAUUAAAUUAGCACAUUCUGAAAUUCUAAGCUGACUUGGGGUAAUGUGUUAAACACCUAGUUUCCUUUUUUUUUUUUAAAUCAAAUUUAUUAAAACAGUGAUUCACUUGGUAUUUGUACCUGUUUUUUGUUGAUACAUUGUAUAUGAUUUUUCUGUGUGUGUGUGGGUGGGGGGGGAUGUCUUCUAAUGUUCAACACAUUUAAGUGAACAGAAAUUGAAUUUUAGUGUUCAUUUAUAUACUAUUUGGUAAUGUGUAAUUACACAGUACGGUUCAAAUUUUUUAUGACUUUUAUAAUUACAAUAGCAUUUUUUCUUUUAUAAUAAAAUCCAACGCAAGGUAAAUCUUAACUCUAAGUGUAGAACUGAUAUUUUGUUUGUAUGAAGUACACGUCUCUCCAACAUGUCUAUAAUGUGAAAGAUCCUGCCUUUCAAAUUUGUUUUAUAAUUAUUAGAAGAAAACUAUUUUUUGAAAUGUUACUGAAUUUGACAAAAGCAAUAAAAGUCUACUGAACUGUU